UUUAAUGUUCAGGAAGGACUUGGAGAAGGUGAGAGUCUGUACACUUCAGCCACCAUGUCUGGAAUUGGCAAUUUGUCUGGCAAUUGGCAAAAAAUGUCUGGAGAGCCUGGCCCUUCUGCACCUCCAGAGAAAAAGGCAGGGGUCGAAGAUUCAGGCACCACUGUGGAGACCAUUAAACUUGGUGGUGUUUCAUCAACGGAGGAGCUGGACAUCCGGACCCUGCAGACCAAGAACCGGAAGCUCGCAGAGAUGCUCGACCAGCGCCAGGCCAUCGAAGAUGAGCUGCGGGAGCACAUUGAGAAGCUGGAGUGUCAGCAAGCAACCGAUGAUGCCUCUCUGCUGAUCAUCAACCGAUACUGGAAUCAGUUUGAUGAAAAUACCCGCAUCAUCCUUAAACGCUUCAACCUGGACCAAGGUCUUGGAGACUUUUUGUCUGAAAGAAAAGCACUGGUGGUGCCAGAACCUGAACCAGACUCUGACAGUAAUCAGGAGCGCAAAGAUGAGAGAGAACGAGGGGAAGGACUGGAGCCAGCAUUCUCCUUCCUGGCCACUCUAGCCAGCAGUACCAGUGAGGAGAUAGAAUCUCAGCUGCAGGAGCGUGUGGAGUCCUCCCGCCGAGCUGUUGCCCAGAUUGUGACAACGUAUGACAACCUUCAGGAGAAGAUGAACGUGCUGUCUCACAAGCUGAAUAGUGGAGAUAUUUCACUGAUGGAAGAAGCAGUAGUGGAGCUGCAUUCCUGCCUGUCACAUGAGAAUGGACGGCUGCAGGAACUGGUUGAUGUUCUUCAGGAGAAGCACAGAGUCAUGUCUCAGGAGCUUGAGGAGAUGAAUGCAGAACUGGAAGAGAAUAAAGAGCUUGCUGGGAAUUGCCUUAAUGAAGUGGAGGAGCUAAGUCAGGAUCUUGAUGAGGUUGAGCUGCGACGAGCCGUGGAAGAGGCUGUGAAGGAGACCCCGGAAUAUCGCUGCAUGCAGUCCCAGUUUUCUGUUUUGUAUAAUGAGAGUCUCCAGCUGAAGGUGCACCUUGAUGAGGCCCGCAUGUUGCAGGCAGUCUAUUCGUUUUAUUUAUACAAUUCGUUGGUUUGUUCCUGUUGUCCCCCCGCAGUUCUGUGUUGGUUUCACCCACUUGUCAAUUAUUGUAAACCCUUCCAUCCUACCCUGACUCCUCCCACUUCCCCUUGGGUGGUUCCUCCUCCUCAGGGGCGUGUCCCCAAAGUGUGACCUCACAAAACCCCACCCCUUCCGGCCGCUGCUCCUCCCUUCAGCCCUCCUCCUCAGUCGGUCCUCCAGCCCCGCC
Molecule: messenger RNA, 1294 nt
Organism: Cyanistes caeruleus (blue tit)
Lineage: Eukaryota; Metazoa; Chordata; Aves; Passeriformes; Paridae
Source: RefSeq, a predicted model, not a curated record